AGUCUUCUCACCCGUCACGACUGCUUCUGUUUAAAUCAACGAGGCGCGGACAGAGAGAAACACAGAGGGGCAGAGAGAUAAAAAGCGAGGUAGUGAGGACAAGGGUGGGAGGGAGAGCAAGAGAAAGAAGAGGUGAAGAGCCACAGAGCAAAAAAGAAAUACAUCGCUGUCACUCUGACGUCUCCCCUCAUGCUCCCGUUUCAGCGCGUGUGAGUGCAAGAAGAGGAGAAGGGGGAAAGGGGGGAGGAAAAUAAAUCCUGGGAGCUUGAAUCGUCUCUUUGCUUUAUAUUUCCUUCUUUUUGUUUUCUUUUUAAAAAAAAAUUUUUUUUUUUUGAUCUCCAUCAUCCAAGGCAUGACGGCGGGUUUCAGCUGGCACUGCAGAAUAAAAGAAAGGGAUGCUUUGAAUGCUGCUUCUCUUCUGACAAGGGACAAGGAAGAGGAGAAAGGGGGACAAUAAACAGGAUUUCUAGUAUGACUGGGAGUCCUUAUGCCGUAUGCACUGGAAUAGCACUGUUACACUGAAGUCUCUGAAUGAGUAGAUGUAUUGGCUGGCAGGUUCCAUACAGAGUCACCAGUCUUCUCUCAACGCAGCACGAAGCAUGAAGUCUGACUGCGAUAAGGGUUAGACAACAGCGCGAGGGGCCAGCCCUGAGGAAGUGAAACUGUUGCAGGAGUUCGGAUGUCACCCGUGUCACAGCUUCUACUUCUACUCAGCUUAACCGGCUACACCAACACACAUCACUGCUCUCCAAAGGACGCCAAUUAAGGGCAGGCUUGAGACAAAGAGCAAGGAGUAAGGGAAUACGCUGGAGGAGGGGCCUGUACCUGCUGGGGACAGGGAGCGCGCUGCUUGUGUGGACUUGCUGAUUCCUGUCUCCGCGAGCAGACAAGACAGAGGAAGAGGGAAAAGGAAAUGGAAGGCUGAUGUGUCAUGGAGGAUGUCAACGCUAGGUAGCCCAUCUAGUAUGCAGUGUGGCUUUCCCAGCCACGCCAUGAUCCAGGUCUAACUGUGGGUAAUGCCGAGCCAAAUAACCAAUCCUGGAGAUGCCGAAGAGAAGAGAUAUUCUUGCCAUCGUGUUGAUCGUGUUACCCUGGACUCUGCUCAUCACCGUUUGGCACCAAAACGCUAUUGCUCCACUCCUCGCCAUCCGCAAGGCCUGUCACCACCUAGUAAAAGAGAUCUUUAUCAUUCCAGAGAGGCUUGCAGUCCGCCACCACCGGCUCUCAGAUGAUGGUGUCGAGGGCAAAAGGGAGGCAGGUGGCCAGGCACAGGACUCCAAGGAAUACUGUGCCUCAGAUAAGGACAUUGUGGAGGUGGUGAGGACAGAGUAUGUGUACACACGACCUCCGCCCUGGUCCGAUGUGCUGCCUACAAUCCACAUCAUCACCCCCACAUACAGCCGGCCCGUGCAGAAGGCGGAGCUGACACGGCUAGCAAACACCUUCCUCCACGUCCCCAACCUGCAUUGGAUCUUGGUGGAGGACUCCCAAAGGAGAACGCCGCUCGUCACACGACUCCUCCGAGAAACAGGGCUGAACUACACCCACCUCAAUGUAGAGACGCCCAGGAACUAUAAGCUGCGAGGUGACACUCGGGAUCCCAGGAUUCCCAGAGGGACUAUGCAGCGGAAUCUGGCCUUGCGGUGGUUGAGGGAAACAUUCAACGCCAACAGCAGCCAACCUGGAAUCGUCUACUUUGCCGACGAUGACAACACAUACAGCCUGGAGCUGUUUGAGGAGAUGAGAUCGACUCGGAAAGUUUCUGUGUGGCCUGUGGCUUUUGUGGGUGGCUUGAGGUACGAAUCCCCCAAGGUCAACGCAGCCGGUAAGGUCUACGGCUGGAAGACAGUGUUUGACCCUCAUCGGCCCUUUGCCAUCGACAUGGCUGGCUUUGCCAUCAACCUGAGGCUCAUCCUCUUCAAGCCACAGGCAUAUUUUAAGCUUCGCGGGGUGAAGGGAGGUUACCAGGAGAGUAGUUUGCUCCGGGAACUUGUCACGCUCAACGACCUGGAGCCAAAAGCAGCCAAUUGCACUAAGAUACUCGUUUGGCACACAAGAACAGAGAAACCUGUCCUUGUAAACGAGGGGAAAAAGGGAUUCACAGACCCCAAUGUGGAGAUUUGACCGUUUACCCCACCGUGGCUGGCCUCAAACCUGCGAAGGGAGAAAAUGGUGAAGCUUCCCGAUGAGUGCAACCAGCGUUAACAUCAUAAUCAUGAGAAGAAAACAAAGAAGAAGGUGGAGGGGCCUUUAAAGGGGGACUUAAUCCUCAUGACUGAAUCUGACAUUUAAAAAUAAAAAAAGAAAAGAAAUAUGGACCAAAACAGUACAUGAUGUAUUGUAUUAAAGCACAGAUUAGUAAAAGGCAGCGGAUAUUUGUCAGGUGUCUGCCACUAAUAUACAGAGGGGACAACAGAGGACGCUUCACAGGGUCGGUGUGGACAGUCGUGACCUGCGACUCCAAGGACCCGUGGCCCGCUGAGGACGGCCUAACAAAAGAGACAGCACAAUAGAAAAAGCGUGUUUAAAAAUAUCCACCUCAAAUGUUAAAAAAAAAAACAAAAAAAGGAAAUAACACACAAAUAGAUCUGGAUCUGCACACGGUACCCCACAGAAAUCCCUCAUGGACUUAAGGACACGGCCUACUCCAUCAUCAGCCUGGAUAAAAACACCGCUCCAAGGACAAAGACGUCUGAUGUGGACUUUCCGAGCGAACGCAAACAUGGCAAGGGGAGGAAUGUUCUUUUGAUAACUUAGAAAUGUUUGCUUUAAGUUAAUUUAACCGGUUUAGGUGUUUUACAGGCACUUGACUUGCUAGUUCAAUACUACUGACUCUUAGCUUCAUUUACUCUCGGGUUAUCACUGUCCAUUUUAUAGUCAUCCAUCAUAAAUCAUACACUUGAAGAGAGGCUGCUGUUUGGCAUAAACCCCUCUGCGCUUCAGAGCUGAACUGUACUGUACAAGUAAACAUCAGAAACCUAACACUCUCCUUAGCACUUGAAAAUACACAGAUGUUCCUCUGUGACCACCUAUAUAAAUAGUAACUGCAUAUGAGAUCAGUCAGAGGGGUUUGACAAGUGCAUUGUAAUUACUGUAUUUCUGUGUAAAGAAAAAGCCCCCCCCCCCCCCAGUGAAUUCCUCAGAAUGACACACAACAAGGCACAGGUUCACUCUAGGUUCAACAUGUGGAAAGAGUAAUAGCACAUCAGCAUCAGCAUUAUCAUUAUGUGGCAGAGUCACAAACGCUGACCUGAUCCCCCCACCCCCCGUGUCGGCUUUUCAGCUGCCGCAGCUUUGUCAGUUUUUCACAAUGCAGAGAAACAAUGAUUUAAUAUUUCCCCUUGUCUAUGCACACACAUCUGUUCUGGUUUUCAAGAGUCUGCUGUGUAUAGUUGCAAAAAAAAAAAA
This is a messenger RNA of Archocentrus centrarchus (flier cichlid), 3408 nucleotides long. RefSeq names its product beta-1,3-glucuronyltransferase 1 (glucuronosyltransferase P) a (gene b3gat1a). Gene Ontology annotation, cellular component: Golgi membrane. Gene Ontology annotation, molecular function: galactosylgalactosylxylosylprotein 3-beta-glucuronosyltransferase activity. The transcript has 10 exons. Bases 1045 to 2124 code for a protein of 359 amino acids. NCBI's taxonomy places the organism in Eukaryota, Metazoa, Chordata, Actinopteri, Cichliformes, Cichlidae. The record is from RefSeq and is a predicted model, not a curated record. Gene Ontology annotation, biological process: chondroitin sulfate proteoglycan biosynthetic process; carbohydrate metabolic process.